AUGUUUAAAUAGUUAUAAAAAAAAAGUGUCAAUUUAAUUGAAGGGAAUCCAUCAAUAUAUUAUAGUCUAAUUAAAAAGCCCACCCUGGACAAUAGAUUUUAUAUAGCUGUAAAUCCAUCUAAAGAAUAAGUAUCAUUGGAUGAAUUAAUCUCAUUUACAUUGGAGUAAUUUGCUUUGUAUUGCAAGCACUUAAAAACUAAAUUGAUAGAGAAAAAUAUUCAACUUCCCUCUGUUUUUAAACUUGAUAUAAAAAAUGACUCUGUCACUAAAAUGAAAAUGGAACAUCCUAUCAUGGCAUCUCUAAAAUAAAGAUUAAUACUUAAUCCUUAAUUUACAAAUUAAUUAAAUUUCUUCGAAUAUCUUAAUUUUUCGGGAAAUGAUGCUUUAGAAGAGGAAUUUUUUGAUGAGCUGCUGCUAACAUUAUUGUUUUGGGAGAUACUUGAAAGAUUGAAAUAAAGGUCUGGUUUAGAUGUCUAUGAUAUUUUUAUCUAUCCUAAUAGGUGUAAUUUUUAUAUAGUUAAGAAUGAAAUUUCGCCUUUCUUCUCAUCAAAUCAGACAAAAAUGAGGAAUCUCUUACUAAAUACUUAAACUAUUUUGUAUAUUGAUAAUGGCCUUGAAAUUAAUAAAGAAUAUGAAUUAGACCUAUUUGAUGUACAUCCUCCUGAUGAAGUAAUUAGCAAAGGAAUAAUAAUUGAGUUAAGAAAUAUGAAUGAAAAUGACACACAAAUAAACUAAUAUUAAAAUUCAAAGUUCUUCUAAUAUCGUAAUUUAAAUUAAGUCACUAUCACUCCGACAUCAUAUUAUUUUAUAUUCAGCACAUUAUGUUAGGUUGAAAAGUAAGAUGAAUUGAAGCAUAUAAUAACUUUUAAUCCUUCACAACAGCCUAAAUGUUAAAAAUGUAAUAUUAUUAUCCAUCCAGAUGAUUUUGAUACGUUUUAUACAAAAAAAGGGCUAUAUGACGUAUGGGAAAAAGGUUAACAAUAUUUAUAAUAGCGUGCUUAAUUCAUAUGCCCAACCUUUUUAUUGGUUAAAUAACAUUUUAAAAUCAUCAAGGAUGAGAAAAACUAAGACCUAUACGUCCAUUUUUAUUAAAAUUCUUAAAAAAAAAAAAGUUAAAUCCUCAAUUAAGAACAAAAUUUGGACCCAUAAAAACAAAAUCCCCAAAUUUAAGGUAUUACAGAAUUUGACUUAUUGUAUAAAAAACUAUAGGUUUGUUCUCCUUAUUAACAUUACAAGACUAAAGAGACCGAUAACUAGAUAUUAUAUUCGUUUAAUGAAUGUCUUGAGAGUGAUGAGGAAGCUGAUCAAACAAAUGGUUGAAAAUAUCAAGCCACGUUACG
Messenger RNA from Paramecium octaurelia, 1340 nucleotides. The record is from the annotation of a GenBank genome assembly. Lineage: Eukaryota; Ciliophora; Oligohymenophorea; Peniculida; Parameciidae.